UGUGUUUCGAAAAUAAGAAUUAGAUAAUGAAGUGGGUAUUUGUGGUGAUAUCUUUGAUUUCUAUAAGCAUUGAUGUCACACAUGGGAUGACCCGACAACAACUAAAGAAGACAAUGGGGGUAGUAAAGAAUCAAUGCAUGCCGAAGCACUCGGUAACUGAAGAACAAGUGGGCAGAAUAGAGCAAGGCGUUUUCGUUGAAAAUCACAAUGUUAUGUGUUACAUCUCCUGUGUCUACAAAAACUUUCAAGUGAUGAAGAAUGAUAGGCUCGACCUGAAUUCUAUUUUGAAACAAAUAGAUAUUUUGUACCCACCGGACAUUCGUGAGCCUGUUAAAAAGGCUGUUUUUGCAUGCAAAGAUAUUCAGGAAAAAUACGAAGACAAGUGCGAGGGAGUAUUUUAUGCAGUGAAGUGUUUGUAUGAAAAGGAUCCACCAAACUUUAAAAUGUUGAACUUUACUAAAGUUUUUCUCUUCACCUGUCUUUUGUUUAUUGUAAUAGACAGAUCAUACGUCGAUGCGAUGACAAGAGAACAAAUUAAAAAUUCUGGGAAAAUGAUCAAGAAAACUUGUAUGCCGAAGAAUAAUGUAUCUGAAGAGCAAGUAGGUGAUAUAAGCAAGGGAAAAUUCAUUGAAGAAAGAAAUGUUAUGUGUUACAUAGCUUGCGUCUAUAAAAUGGGACAAACUAUAAAAGGAAACACAGUUAAUUACGACAUGAUGAUAAAGCAAGUAGAAAUGAUAUUCCCAUCAGAAAUAAAAGCUCCAGUGAAAGAGGCUAUAGAAAGCUGUCGAGGAGUCGCUAAAAAAUACAAAGACGUGUGUGAAGUUUCUUACUGGACCGCGAAGUGCAUAUACGAUUACAAUCCUGCCAACUUCUUGUUCCCUUGAAGAGAGUAUAUUCUUUAAGAGUUCUAAAAACGUAUCAAUAAAUGAAUACUAUUUAAUUGCAUUUUCAUUAAGCUUAGAUUCCAAACGUAAU
This is a messenger RNA of Trichoplusia ni (cabbage looper), 975 nucleotides long. RefSeq lists its product as uncharacterized. The record is from RefSeq and is a predicted model, not a curated record. NCBI's taxonomy places the organism in Eukaryota, Metazoa, Arthropoda, Insecta, Lepidoptera, Noctuidae. Gene Ontology annotation, cellular component: extracellular region. The transcript is spliced from 10 exons. Gene Ontology annotation, molecular function: odorant binding; dibutyl phthalate binding. The coding region runs from base 27 to 884 and encodes 285 amino acids. Gene Ontology annotation, biological process: sensory perception of smell; olfactory behavior.